Molecule: messenger RNA, 424 nt
Organism: Tinamus guttatus (white-throated tinamou)
Lineage: Eukaryota; Metazoa; Chordata; Aves; Tinamiformes; Tinamidae
Source: RefSeq, a predicted model, not a curated record
AUGAUCAGGGGACCCUGGGGAUACCAGGCGGACGAGGGAAGGAUGAAGGGACCCUGGGGAGGAGCCCCAGUGGCUGUUGGUAUUGAGGGUGCAGCUCAGUUCUUAGUGCACAGCAGAGAGGAGCAAAGUUGCUCAGGAUGUUUAUGUUCAUAUUUUGCUCCCCAUCGCUUCCAGAGAUCCAGGAUCCAGGUGUGGCUCUACGAGCAAGUGAACAUGCGGAUAGAAGGCUGCAUCAUUGGCUUUGAUGAAUAUAUGAACUUGGUCCUGGACGACGCAGAGGAGAUUCACUCCAAAACAAAAUCAAGGAAACAGCUGGGUCGGAUCAUGCUAAAAGGGGACAAUAUCACUCUUCUCCAAAGUGUUUCUAACUAGAAUUUUUUUUUUCCUUAAAAACAAUAGCUACUGUGUGCCGGAGUGGAUAAAG